AUUUUUUGCUAUCUGUCAGUUUAUUGAGAAACUAAUUGUUUUAUUUUGUGUGGAAAUUCCUUUCAUUUAAUUGUAAAAUUACAAAAAUAUAUUAAUUUAAACAUGGAGGCUGUGCCGCGGCUUCAUAUGCUUUGGUUUGUGCUAAAAACAAGUCCAACAGGCACUUCCUUUGCUAAUCUGAAAAAGUACAUUGCUGAAUUUUACCAGGAGGAUCCUGAAGCCUACUCUAAAGAGGUGUUUGCUUUGGAAACGCUUCGAAAUCAGGCCUUACACCCCGGCAAAGAUAAAUGCUCCAUUUUAAAGCGUUAUUAUUGCCAAUUACAUUCACUUCAAAAUCGAUUUCCUCAACUGGUGGAGCGUAGUAUGUUCACCUUUAAUUGGAAAGAUCUUUACCAAAGUUCUGUUAACGAAUAUACGGAUUUAAGAUACGAAAUGGCUGCCGUGCUCUUUAAUAUAGCUGCUUCACAUACACAAAUGGGUGCAUCUGUGACGCGUGGCGAUGUUGAUGGCAUGAAAUUGGCCUGUACACAUUUUCAGUGUGCUGCUUGGGCUUUCGGUGAGCUGCGGGAACGUUUUAGCAAUAUUAAUAGUGGAGGAGAUUUUAUGACAAACGAAUUGCUGGUUUUCAUGCAACAAGUAUCAUUCGCUCAAGCGCAAGAGUGUAUUUUGGAAAAGUCAUUAAUAGAUAAUAGGAAACCAAAUAUUGUAGCUAAAGUCACUGCACAAAUUGUCGUAUACUAUGGUGCUGCAUUAGCCGCGCUAUUAACAGGUGGUGAUGAUGGACCAGUGGCGCAAGUUGUCGACACUUCUGUGUAUAAGCUCUGGAAAAAAUAUGUGCGAUUCAAAAUAUCAUAUCUCAACUGCAUAUUAUAUUUAUAUCAAGGUCAACACUCAGAGGAGCAGCAAAAAAUGGGUGAAAGGGUAACCCUUUAUCAGGCUGCUUCAGAUAAAUUAGAGGAAGCACGGAAAGAAUCCAAAGGACUGCCUGAUCAAAAAGAAAUCAAUGAAUCCCUUAUUUUCACUGCGGACGUUGUUGAGGGUAAACGAAAAAAUGCUAAAAACGAAAAUGAAUUUAUAUAUCAUGAAGCGGUACCGGAGUUAUCUACCAUUACCGCAGUACAAGGUGCAAACUUAGUUAACGGCACCAGCUUUAGUGUCACCGAUCCGGAAGUAGCUGGCGAAGAUAUCUUUGCGCGUUUAGUUCCCAUGAAAGCACACGAAGCUAGUUCUUUGUAUAGUGAGGAAAAAGCAAAACUUCUUCGUAAAUAUGGCACAAACAUUGAGGAAAGGGAUGCAGAACUAGCAAGUUUUAUGAGUUCACUUACGCUGGAUAAUCUCAAUAUUAAUGAAGAAAAGGCCAAUAAAAUUCCCCAAGGCAUUGUCGAUCGUUGUGCAGAACUAAAUGCCAAUAAAACAGCAAUACCCGAUCUAAUUGCCGCCAUGUCACAGUUAGCUGAGAUAUGUACGGAUGUUGAAUCAAAUCUAAAAGAAAUUUCUGCAAUUCUCGCUGAAGAAGAGACUCAAGAAAAUGAGUUCCAAAAGCUUACGGGCGUUCAACGUACCCCUAAUCCACACAUUAUCGAAUUGACGCGUGAGUUCCAAAAAUAUACCGAGGCUCAUGCACGCGCCGGCGAAUCAAACGACACGCUGCGGAAAGCCAUGGAGUUGCAUGUGAAUAACUUAAAAAUCCUUUCACGUCCUCUGCAGGAAAUACAACAGUCUGUGCCGAAAUUAAGUGCAGAACUCAACACAACAGAACUCUUUAAAGAUGUUAAGCUAAUUUUAAACAAAGCCAAUGAAAUGAAAGCACAACGUGCACAAUUUCAUGCAGAUCUACGUAUAGCAGUAAAUGAUGAUGACAUCACGGCGAAAGUUAUUGCGCAUGGCAGUGAUGAGGGUAUGCAGUUGCUCUUCGAUCGUGAAUUGGCUAAACAUGAGCGUCUAACACAGCUAUUAGAUCAAAAUAUGCUUGCUCAAGCCAACAUUUUACAAGCCUUAACGGAAGCCUAUGCCAAAGCAGCGCCAGUAUUAAAAACACUUGCUGAUGUUAAAAAUAAGCGCGAAGCAUUCUUCUCAUCUCUAGCCGCCUCAUAUGAUGUUUACGAAGAUUUAUUGGCUAAAUCCGCUAAAGGCUUGGAAUUUUACAAAAAAUUGUCAGGAAAUGUUCAAAAAUUAUUGACUCGCUUAAAGGCAGCACGUGAUGUGCAAUCAGAGGAACGUCAACAACGUUUGAAAACCCAAAAUAGCACAAUUAUUCCUGCUGCUAAUACCAUUAAGCCAGCAAUUCCACAUAUUACGCCGGCUUCAACUAUUUCAAAUACACCCAAAUUGCGCGAUUAUUUAAAAUCAAAGAACACCACAGCUAGUAGCAUAGCAACAGCCGGCGUGUCUGAUAGCAUGCCAAAUAACUCUACACACCAAACCACACAAUACAUUCCGCCAGUUCGACCCAAUCCUCUUGGCUCUGAAAAUCCUACACAAGCAGUUUGUUCAUCCGGCAGUAUGUACACUCCACACGUUAUGAACCCAAAUGGCAGCGUGCCUAUUGUGGCGCCAAAUGAACCACCACCGCCAUACAGUUUGCAGCAACAGCAGUAUUAUGAUCCGAAUGUGGCAGGUUAUACAAACCCCAUGUAUCAACAACAGCAACAAAAUAUUGCGCCACCGGCAUAUAAAUUGCAAGCUUCUCCGAACUCGCAGUUUGGUAACGUGAAUGCUUACAACAACACCACAGCAAUGGCUCAGCACGAUCAACUCGGCCAACAACAACAGCUACUUCAACUACAGCAACAACAACAUCAACAGUUAAUGAUGCAACAAAGUGGUGGAAACCAUGCGGUAUUUGGGCAGCAGUCGCCAGCAAUAACAGGACUUGGCGUUUACGGCGCUAAUCAAAGCAAUGUAAUGCAUCCCCAACAGACUGUGCAAACGAAUACAGCUUACUCAUAUAACCCGACUGCAGAUGCAUCUAAGGCGUCAACUGGUCAAAUGCUGUCACAGCACGGUCUCUUAACAAACCAAGCAAAUGGUGCUGCGAACCCAGAUGCUAGAGCCGCUGAUACGACAGCUGCGCAAGCAAACAUCUACGCAAAUCAAAUGAAUAAUUUGCAACAACAUUACGCCCAAGCAUCUUCGACUAACUUUGGCACACCGACUUCUAGACCAUUGUAUGUAGCAACUACUCAGUCGGAUAGUGUUCAAGCCCCACCUACGCUGCAAGCGCCAUAUGUUGUUAAUAACUGGCAGCAGGCAAUACAUCCUAAUGUUUCUGGCGGUGCUGGUGAAGUAGCUCAAUAUUCAGCCAACCAGUCUAUUCAACAACAACAACAACAGCCGCAACCUUUUCCACAACAACAACAACAACAACAGUUGCAACAAACCCAACAGUCACAACCGCUGUCCUAUCAACAAAUUCCACAGACUCAACAGCUACCAUCUUUUCCGCCUGUAAGCGGCACCUCGAACCCAGCCAGUGCCAAACCGAAGUCUCCCAAUCCGCAGCAACAGUCGGCUACAUCAAGCAUUGCAUCGAACAAUUAUCCUUACUCCACAACCACUAAGCACCCCGGCUAUAGCUAUAAUCCGCAAACAGGUCAAUAUGAAUAUGGUAGUGGUUAUCAACAAGGCAAUAAUAAAUUUUGUGGAAAAUAUACAUCUUCAAGCACAUCACAAUCGGACACUGUUGGCACUACUGACUCGGAGAAUGCCAAUAAAAUAAACGUGGCAACAGGUUUUGAUUCACCUGUCGUGUCUCACACUAAAUCUGGAGUGGCGCCACCUGUUGCAUCAGCCGCCGAAAUAACAACGACAACGACCAACACAGAGAAUACAACUAAUUUAAGCUACUAUUCAACACCUUAUGGCUAUCAGAGUCAGGGUAUUGCAUCCCCUUAUGCACUGCAAUUGCAACAACAAAAUCAGCUACAAUCUCAACAAUCAUUGCUUGCGGCGCAACAGCAGCAACAACAUCAAAAACCAAAGCAAACUUCUUAUCAACAGCAACAUUCUACUUAUAUGCAAAGUGGUGCCGCUUCAAUAGCGCCAACGCAGACAACUAAAAGUGCUGCUGAAUACUCGUUUGGUGUAAAACAAGCAACAACAAACCAAAAAACCGAUAGUCCUGCACCAACUGAAGUAAAGACCGGCACGGCUGGAGCAAAUGCUGACGUCAAGCCUACACCAAAACCCGUUAAGAAAUCAACAAAUAUUGAUUUAUUGACUGACAUUGAUUUCUCGGAUGCUGGUCUAAGCGUGCCACCACCUAUUUUGCCGCAACCAGUAUUGAAGCCAGAAAUUGUAGCAAGUCCGCCAAGCAGUCAAGUGGCCCUUGAUAGUAAACCGAAGUCCUUGCCUCAAGAGCUAUCUCCGCAGAAAACUUCUACUACCACAGCAGCGCCUUUAACACCAACUGUCAAUACAGCUGUUGCGCCAAUGUCUAUAGACGCACCGCUUUCGUCACCGCAAGCUAAUACAAAAAUGUCAACCUCGCCUAUUAACUCGCCUGCUAUGCGUAAACCCAGCUUUGAUAAUCUCUCCAUAUGCUCGGACUUGAGUUCACUAGAUACGAACUUCGACUGGGACUCGGUAUCCGUGCGUAAUGAACAAUUGUCAGAUAAACAUUCCAAUAUAUCAUCAAAUACGACAACAUUUCAAUUAAAACCUUUCGAUCCCUUCAACGAUGAUAGAGUUUUAAAAUAUUUCCAUAAGGAAGUGGAACGUUACGAAAAAAUUAUGGAAAGUCUGAAUGUUAAAAUGCUAAAUGGCAAUACGCAAUUAUCAGCGAAAUGGAAGGAGUUACAUGAUUUGCUCUUUAAGGAUGCAAGUAAACGUACAACGACUAUUGCUAGACUAUUUCCCGAGAAGAAUCGUGUUUUGGAUUGUAUUCCAUACGAUCAUGCGCGUGUAAAACUGGAAAAGGAUACUGAUGACUAUAUAAAUGCCGCAUAUGUAAAGAAUCUCGGCACCGGCUCUCCAAACCUUAUUAUAGCACAAACUCCACAACAAAAUACGAUUAAUGACUUUUGGUCUAUGAUUUGGUCGCAAAAGGCACGUACGGUCUGUUGUUUGCAUACGCCAAAUGAAAUGUUGGAUCCAUACUGGCCGCAGGAGUGUGAUGUAGAAAACCAUUAUGAUGAUUUCACUGUCAAGUGUGUUAAAGUGAAUACACUCUCGCACUGCAUGGAAUAUAAUUUGAAAUUGUCAAUGCAUGGCGCUGAUCCAAUUAUAGCUUUGUCGGUGCUGCAAAUAAAAGCUUGGACUAAGAGUUUACCUUCACAGACUAUUGGCAUUGCACGCAAUGCAUUGCAGGCGCAUCAACAACGUUGUCUGGAGUUUAACACACCAACAUCGCCGCUCAUAAUGAACUGCUUAACAGGCUCUGAUCGUUCAGAACUUAUUGCUAUAGCAAUUUGUGCUAUCUUGGCUUUACAAACAACACGACCCGUUCUCAUAAAUGUAGUUGAUAUUUGGUAUCGUAUAUGUAUGCAACGUCAAAAUGCCUUGCGUGAUAUGGACACUCUGGAGCAAUCAAUGCAAAUUGUGCUAAAUCAAGCACACGAUGUACUCAAUAAGCGUGGCAUUAUGACCUCCUAUCAAAUGAAGAUUGCGCCACAAAUAGCUUCUAAGGAGAAGGAAGAAAUCAAAGAUCCUCUAAAUGAGCUAGAUCCAUUAUGGAAAAUGAAAUAAAUGUAAUAUACAUAUUUACACAUUCCUUGUAUUGGCUAUAUUUGGUGUAUUUGGUGCAUUUGCGUGAGACAACGCUUUGACUGAAAUUGGGAAAAAAAAUUUAAACUAUACAUUUCAUUAUCUGAUUCGUUCGUUUAAAAGGAAGAACAAAGAAAAAAUGUAUAACUGCAAGAGAAAAAAGCAAAAUAUUUGAAAUCAUUGUUUAAAAACCAAUUAUUUUUAUUCAACCAACAAAAAAUACUUAAAUUAAAGAAACGAUAAAGCAUUAAAUGUUACACUUCAAAAUACAUAAAUACACAUACAUAUUUAUUAUAUAUUCGACGGAUAAAAAAAAAA
This is a messenger RNA of Ceratitis capitata (Mediterranean fruit fly), 6021 nucleotides long. RefSeq names its product tyrosine-protein phosphatase non-receptor type 23 (gene mop). Gene Ontology annotation, biological process: protein transport to vacuole involved in ubiquitin-dependent protein catabolic process via the multivesicular body sorting pathway; protein dephosphorylation; endocytic recycling. Gene Ontology annotation, molecular function: protein tyrosine phosphatase activity; protein binding. The record is from RefSeq and is a predicted model, not a curated record. The coding region runs from base 103 to 5685 and encodes 1860 amino acids. NCBI's taxonomy places the organism in Eukaryota, Metazoa, Arthropoda, Insecta, Diptera, Tephritidae. The transcript has 13 exons. Gene Ontology annotation, cellular component: endosome.